Pelmatolapia mariae (spotted tilapia) is the source of this 9318-nucleotide messenger RNA. Its product is annotated as sacsin-like. The record is from RefSeq and is a predicted model, not a curated record. NCBI's taxonomy places the organism in Eukaryota, Metazoa, Chordata, Actinopteri, Cichliformes, Cichlidae.
AUGGUGAAUCCAAAGGCAAAGAAGAAAGUCCGGACUUCCUUCGGGGCCACAGCACCACCCAUCAUUGACUAUCUGAAAGAUAUUCUACGGCGAUAUCCAGAUGGUGGACAAAUUUUGAAGGAGCUGAUUCAAAAUGCAGAUGAUGCUCGAUCCACAGAAGUGGUUUUCAUCCAUGAUGAGCGAAGCUAUGGGACUGAAAGCCUUUGGACUGAAGAACUGGAGACAUACCAAGGUCCUGCUCUCUAUGCCUACAACAAUGCCGCAUUCACUGAUGAAGACUGGCAAGGAAUUCAGAUGGCUGGAAGGAGUGUCAAGCGUGAUGACCCAAACAGAGUGGGCAUGGGAAGGUUUGGAAUUGGCUUCAACUCCGUUUACCACAUAACAGAUGUGCCAAGUAUAUUCAGUUCAGGCCACCUUGGCAUGAUGGAUCCCCAAGAAAAAAUAUUUGGAGAGAGAAAAAAAGGGUUUCGGUGGUCAUUGGAUAAUGCUGAAGACCAAGAAGUUCUGUUGAAUAUGAGUGAUCAGUUCCAACCAUUUAGAGAUAUAGUCUCACUUGUAUGUGAACAUGGAUGGUCAAAAGUUGUCAUGGAGGAUCAACACUUCAGUGGGACAAUUUUUAGAUUUCCUUUACGCAAUGAAGCAUCAGAGAUUUCUGAUAAUCUGUAUGACUCAGAUAAAGUGGUUGAGCUUUUUGAUAGCUUCAUUGCAGAUGCAGAUUUGAGCCUCCUCUUCUUGAAAAAUGUCACCUCCGUGUCCUUGUUACAUAUUAGUGAAGAUGGAGCUGUUAACACCAGACUUGAAGUGAAAUCCUCAGUCCCCACAGAUGGUGUUUUAGAGCCAGAAGAGGAGUCAGUCACUGAGGGUCUAACAAGGUUCAAAGUUAUAACUGUGAGUUCAGAAGACCAAAAAGAGACAAAGUGGCUUCUGACAACAUGUACCAUGAAGGAGGACGUUGCAGAAGAUCUUGAUUUACUUGCAAAGAAGUUGAGCUUUUUACCUCAAGUUGACCUGGCAUUCCCCUGUGGUGAGAAGAGAGACUGUAGCCAGAGCAGACUGAGCUGCUUUCUCCCCCUUCCAAACAAUGAAUCCAAUAAGACAGGACUCCCAGUUUAUGUCAAUGCAUGCUUUGGCCUCACAGACAAUAGAAGACACAUCAAAUGGCAAGAGGAAGACCAGAGACAUGAUGAACAUGCAUUGUGGAAUGAAAUGCUGAUGAAGAAGGUGUUUCCACAAGCAUACAUCAAGAUCAUUCAAGAUGCCAUUAAACUUGCCCAAAAAUCUAUCCUCCCUGUUUCCUCUGUGUACAAUCUGUGGCCAGAUCUCACUCAGAUACAACACAAAGAAAAAUGGCAUGCUCUCACUCUGGAUGUUUUUCAUCACUUAUUCAGACAGAACGUGGCCAUCCUCUCUCUUGCUAAAGAUGAAAGACAGUUUAUCUCUCCAUCAGAAGCUGUUUUCCCCUGCAAUGGCCCAACAAGCACCAACAUAUUGUCUGCCAUUAAAAGGGCUUUAGUGUCAUGUGGAGAAAAUCUUGUCACUUUACCAGCUAGUGUUGCAAGGGCUAUAAAUGAGGCCUACCCAAACCCUACUACCCUAAAACAUGUGACUCCAGCAUUCCUCAGGGCCAUUCUCCACAGGACCGGUGUGGAUAACAUCACCAAUGACGACAAACUCAGUCUUUUGGAGUACAUUUUGGGUGAUGAACAAUACAAAGAACUUGAGGGUCUUCACCUCCUUCCACUCAGUGAUGGCUCUUUCAGAGCGUUCACAUACAAAGAGGAAGACACUGCUUUGAUUGACAGCCAUGAAUUUCCGAGAGUCUUGCUGCCAUUCUGUAAACACUUCUUCAUCCCACAUGAUCUGACUCCAGCCUGCAGUGCCCAUCUGAAAGAACUGGCCAGAAGAAAUUUCUUCAAGGUCACCAACAUUGAUGCAUCCCAUGUGGCUGAAUAUGCAAGACGAUAUUUGCCACCAGACUGGAAGCAGACAGGGAAGAACCUUGUUACAUGGGACAACAACAACAGUCAGCAUCCACCUUCAGACUGGUUCCAAGAAUUCUGGAGGUUUCUCAACAGUCAUUUUAACGACUUAAGUCCUUUCACUGACAUACCUCUAAUACCAGUUAGUCCUCUGUCUUGCAGUGAGACUGUAUCAGUAGCAAAACUACAGCAGAGCACAACUCUGAUCUUUCAGAAAAGUAAACAGCUGUGUUUGCCAGACCAAAUAGCUCAGCUGGUGAACAAAGUUGGUGGCACAGUGGUGAGAGGAAAUGAGUGGCUCAAGCAUGAAGACCUUGACUCGUACGUGCUGUGCCCAUCUCCAAGGAGUGUUUUGAAAGUCCUGAUGAAUUUAGAUUUCCAGCAUCUUGUCACAGAACUCACAUCUGCCUCUCACACAGCACGCAAUGAACUAAAAGAUUAUCUCUCUUAUCUGGAUUCUCUCUCAAAAACAGAGAAAGAUUUUCUGUUGAAGUUGCCUUUGUUUCAAACCAUGAAAGGAAAGGAAAGUGUUGCAGCUCAAUCAAAACAAGCUGUGCUUCUGAUCUCAGGCCUAACAGUACCAACAGAGCUCCCUAUGCCUGAUUCCAUAAUCCAGUGUUCUACUGAGACUGACCGCAGACUGUUACAGCUGCUCAAAGUUCAUCUCUUGGACACCACCGAAGCAGCCAAUGUUCUUGUUGACAGCAUAAGCAAAGGCGCUUGUAGCAGUGAAGACAUUAAUAAGAUAAUGACUUGGAUUUUACAGCAUGGUAAGGUGCUUUUCUCACAAAACGAAUCCCUGAAAUGUAGCUGUAAGGACUUGAGCUUCAUUGAAAUGAAUGGACAGCUGAAAAAAGCAUCUGACUUUUUUGAUCCAAGAAUUCAGACUUUUAAAGUCAUCUUUGAGUCAGACUUCUUUCCACCGCCUUCAUACACUCAUUCACUGCAGAUGCUGGAAAGCUUAACAGAAAUCGGAUUACUGAAUAAAGAGAAAGAUGUCUCACCUGAACAUUUGCUACAUGCUGCCACGCUGACUGACAAACUGUGUGUGAACUCACAAACUGAGGCUCUAAGAAGAGCUCAGGUUCUGUUGGGAAUGUUGGAAAGUAAUGAUUUACUGUCAAAGUUUUCUCACAAACAGCUUCAUUGCCUCAAAAUGUUAAAAUGGAUCCCAUGUGAACAACUUGGAAGUGAAAAACAAUUCAGUGAUAAAUCUCAGAAGUAUUGUUUGUUUUGCCCAAAUGAAAUAAGACAUUCUGUGUAUAAGGACAUUGUUGGACAUGUAAUGCCUCUGGUAGGGAAGCUCAGUGACAGAGUUAGCAACAGACUUGGUCUCAAAGACCUACCACCACCUGAAAAAGUGAUUGAGAAUCUGUCAGUCUUGAAAUCAAAAGCACUGGAAAUGGCUAAUCCUGACACAGAUGUAGACUUCAAAACACAGCUGCACAGCAUUUACAAACACAUGCAAGACAAUGUCUCUGUAUUUGUUACAAUGAUGGGCAAUGAGACAUGCUGGCUAUGGACUCACAACCAGUUUGUUGCACCCCAGGAUCUGGUUCUUGAAUACCCAAAUAAUCUAGAUCUGAGUUCUUACAUUGGGAAGGUGCCAGGUGAAUUUUUGCCAUACAGAACAUUGUUCCAGAAGUUUGGCCUGAGAAAAGUACUUUCCAGUGAAGACAUUUUGGGCAUUCUGUACUCCAUCCAGGAAACAAUUGAAGCAAGACAACCGCCAUUUGCAAGUUCCUCUGAGGUCAAAGUGUCAAUAGAAAUUCUCAACUGGCUCUGGAAAGAGAAGAAGACAGUUCAGGAUGACAUCCCAGUGCCAGUUAUUGCUGAGGGAGGAAAAUUUACCCUUAAACCACGAUCAACAACUCUUUUCUGUGAUGUAAGCGAAAAUGGACUAAAAGAACUAAACUGCAGAGAAGAGGAAAUUUAUGUCAUACAUGAGGAAAUCCCAAAAGCAGCGGCUGAAUGGCUGGAAAUUUGUUUUCUCAGUACCCACAUCCUUGAUCCAGAGGAGAUAGGAAUAGAGCAGUGUGGACAAUCUGAACCAAUAACAAUGAGGAUAAAAAACAUUCUUAAAGAGUAUGAUGAAGACAGUGACAUUUUCAAAGAGCUCAUCCAGAAUGCAGAGGAUGCUGGGGCAGAUGUUUGCAAGUUCUUGGUGGAUUUCAGAGUACACAGAGAUGCCCCUGAAAGCCUGAUUGACCCUGACAUGGCUCUUUGUCAGGGACCUUGUCUUUGGGCUUUUAAUAAUGAGCAGUUCACAGCAGAGGAUUGGAAAAAUAUUGUCAGAGUUGGCUCAGCCUCGAAGGAAAACAAAGUGGAAAAAAUAGGAAAGUUUGGACUUGGAUUCAACACUGUGUAUCAUGUGACAGAUGUCCCCUCCAUCCUUAGUGGCAACACUCUUCUCAUACUUGAUCCCAAUGUUACUCAUCUCACAAAGCAUAUCAAACAUAAAUCAAAUCCUGGAAUCAAGCUGGAUCUCUCUCAACAGCGACUCUUUCAUUGUUUUCCUGAUCAGUUUGGAUCAUAUGAAAACAUUUUUGAGUGUAAUUUUACCAGAAAAAGUCCUCCUGAUCCCUAUCCAGGAACUCUGAUCAAACUACCUUUCCGAAGUGAAGAAGAGGCGGUCAAAUCAGAAAUAAGCACAAAAGUGUAUCAAAAACACAAUAUCCUUGAUUUUCAACAUCACUUUUCUAAGAAUUCACAAACCCAUCUGCUUUUUUUAAAGAACAUCAUUACAUUAUCCCUCCAAAAUAUCCCACACAAUGGAUCGACUCCAACAAGAGAUAAUGAAAUAGACACCAUCUUCUCUGUGUCCAAAACCACUGUGAGUGCAAUGGAGAUUCCUGAUGACACCAGUGUGUCCAAGCAACGUGAAGCUGAGAAAUCACUGAUGAAAGUUGAUGGUAAAUGCAAAGGACUAAUUGAAUCUUGCACAGUCAGAAUUAUCCAAAUAUCCAGUCAGCAGUCUAACGAAACUAAACUUCAGUUCUGGCUCCUGUACAACUGCUUUGGGACAGAUGAGUCCUUUAAAAUGGCCAUUCACAUAAACAAGCAGGCCAGUUUCUCUUUGCCCAUUGGAGGGAUCGCUGUGCCCUUGCAAAAUGAUCCAGAAACUGGAAAAUUCACCACAUUACGAACAGAUCUUGUUGGACAGGCCUUUUGCUUCCUUCCUCUUCCCAUUCACACAGGUCUUCCUGUCAAUGUAAAUGGCACAUUUGCGGUGACAAGCAACCGAAAAGCUCUGUGGGAAACUGGAGUGAAAAAUGACUGGAACAAAGCUCUCCUUCAGGAUCCAGUAGUGACAGCAUAUGUUACUGUACUCAAGGCACUAAAGAAAAUGUCAGAAAAUAAACAGCUGGUGAGUUACUGUUAUCACAGUUUUUGGCCUGAGAGAGAGAAAGUGACUGAAACUUUCAAGCCUUUAGUGGAUGCACUUUACUCAACUAUUGUUGAUGAAUCUGUUGGUCCAGAGCUCUUUAGUGAUGGAGAACAAUGGUUCUCAAUGAACAGUGCCAUAUUUCUACAUGAGAGCAUUGAAAAUGAUGAAAAGAUUGGUGACCUUGCAGUUCAAGUUUGCCAGAAAUAUGCAAAAGGACCCAAUCAUGUUGUUCCUCUUCCACUGUGGCUGAGAAACAGCUUCAAACAGGCUGGCCUUGAAAAGGUUUUACAAAACAGGACCUGGAACUGGGAGAAGUUCUACAGAGAAGCAGUGUUCAGUAACCUAACUACAAUGGACUCGAAGAGUAGAGAUACCCUUGUGCUGCAUGCUAUUGACCUUCAUAUCAAAGAAAUUGACAGUCUGCUGCUCUGCUAUGCAUGCAUACCCACAAAGGGUGGACAGCUCCAACAUGUCAGGAAACUUGUGAAUCCUACAGGGAAAGUGGCCUGUCUUUUUGAACCCAAAGAGGGACGCUUGCUUGAUGGAUCCGAAAAUGACUUCAGAUCUGCAAAAAGGAUUCAGCGUUUGUUGGAACUCGGUAUGGCAAAUGAUCAUCUCCCAUUGGAAGACAUCACAGAGAAAGCGGGCACAAUUAAUAAAACCUGGAGCAUUGACAAAACAAAAGCAUUUGUGCACUUGAAGUGCCUUUUUGAACUGAUGAAGAAUCACAUUUAUGAUAAAGACUCUCACCACUGGAAAACACUGAGGACAACUGUAUUUCUUCCAGCAUUUUCCCCUGGUGAUGCAAAAAUGGAAGGAAAUGUAACACUUAAAAGGCCCACUGAUGUUUUUAGUAACAAAUGCUCCCUUCUCGUUAACAUGACACAACCAGUGCUGGAUAAUAGUAAUUUGAAAAUACACCACAGUGAUCCAGUCCUAAAGAUCUUGGGUGUGAACAGCACUCCAAAGCCAGAGGUGGUGCUCCAGCAGCUGCAUGAAGAAAGCAAACAAGCACACUCCAUUGACAGAUCCAUGCUUUACAAAAUUGCAUUUGAGUGUUAUAAGUGUCUGGAUCAGUGGAUCUGUGACUCUGGAAAUGCCACUUACAUUUCACAACAAGCGAGUUCAUUUCCAUUCAUCCUCAUUGGCGAUACAUUUGUGAAUGUUGACCGUGUAGCUGAGAACGGGCAAUUUGAAGCAAAGCCCUAUCUCCACGUACUUCCAGCUGCCUUCACAAGCUUCAGGAACCUCUGGACAUGUAUAGGUGUUGCAAAUCAAUUCACGAUCACUCAGCUUCUAACUGUGUUGCGGGAAUUAAAAGUUCAACAUGGAAACCAGCCCCUACCAAAGAGUGAUCUCUCAGUUGUCUUCACAAUUUUAAACAAAGGAAUAUUUGAGGCCAAAGUCAAAAUCACGGAUGACUGUCUGAUACCCAAUGAGCAUGGAGUUUUGCAGUUUGCUAGUGAGCUAUUUUACAAUGACAGCCCGUGGAUGCCACUCACUUCAGGUGUCACAUUAUGUCACGAGAAUAUCCCACGAGCUAUGGCUCGCCACCUUGGAAUCAAAACAACAAGGCAUCAUUCUCUGGAAACCCACAUAGUUGAUGACAUGUCACCAUUAGCUUUUGACUUUGAACAGAGGGAAGAACUCACUGUUCGUAUUAAAAACAUAAUUUCAGCCUAUCCAUCAAAGAAGGAUAUCCUUAAAGAGCUCAUCCAAAAUGCUGAUGAUGCAGAAGCAACAGAAAUUCACUUCAUCUGGGACAAAAGACAACAUGGGAAAGAAAAAACAUUUGGGGAGAAAUGGAACAAUCUCCAGGGUCCAGCACUUUGUGUGUUCAACAACAAAGUGUUUUCUGAUGCUGACAUUAAGGGAAUUCAACAGCUGGGAGAGGGAGGAAAGCACAACACCCCAGGGAAGAUAGGGAAGUAUGGAGUUGGAUUCAACUCUGUUUACCAUCUGACUGACUGUCCUUCGAUCCUUACAGGAGAUGAAGUACUUUGCAUUUCUGACCCCAAUCAAAAAUACAUUGAAAAUCACUCAAAUAAACCACGAUAUGGCAUUGGCUAUAAACUAGCUGACACUUUCAAAGAAAUGUACGUAGAUGUCUACAAAUCCUUUCUUCCAGACAUUUUUCCUCUUAAAGAGGGCACCAUGUUCAGAUUACCUCUGAAGAUGGAUACCAAUGAAAAUACCUCCAAAAUAUCACAGCAAAUAGUCACUGACCACGACAUGAAAGAACUGUGCUCUGCCCUGACUAAAGAUCCUGAAGGACUAAUUCUCUUUCUGAAAAACAUCUGCAAAAUCAAAGUCCAUGAAAUCAAUAAAGAUUCAGGAGGACUUAAAACCAUCUUUGAGGUUGAAAAAAAUCUGCCACAGAAAAGUCGGGAUGAGAAAGAAGCUUUUGUAAAACAUUUACAAAAUGCACUGCAAUCAGACAAAACAGCAACACCGCACAAGACUUUCUAUGAAACUGUGAUUUCCACCUCAGAUAAAAGACAAAGUAAGUGGAUUGUUGCAGAACAGUUUGGCUCCUUCAAAGACGGCUUUGAAUUAAAACUAUCAGACAAACUUCCCCAAGCAUCAUUAGCUGCACGUGUGAACACAAAAGGGUCCAGCGUCAUGGAUUUUAAAGGAGAAGCCUUUUGUUCACUUCCUUUGCCAGGGAAAACUGGACUGCCAGUACAUGUAAAUGGAAACUUUGAGGUUGAUUCUGCCAGGACAAGCCUUUGGAAAGAAGAUGGGGAGAGUAAGAAAUCAACCUGGAAUGAGACUUUAAAACAGAACGUCAUUGCUCCACUGUAUGCAGAUCUCCUGCAUUAUAUUAGGUGUAGCAUUGCAGUCAAGAAAGUUUCCCUUGCAAGUACUGACUCAUGUUUCAGUACAGAAUACUUGUGUUUUUGGCCAACUGUGUCCGAGGAUGCUUGCCCAGACUGGCAUGAAAUGAUACAUGAAGUAUACAGAUCACUGAAAGAAAAAGGCCUUGAGGUAAUCCCUGUGAUGAAGAGCUCAACACGGAAAAUUGCAGAUAGAAAAAUUAAAGAAUACUCAUUUGAAUGGUGUAAUGUCAGUGAAACAGACUCACUUGAGGCCCCUUAUCUUACAAACCUGACAAACUACAAGCUGAUGCCCAUCUUGGAAGAUCUUGGAAUGAAGCUGGUUCCUUAUUCCACAAACAUGCAGAGGAUUUGGAAAAGUUUCACAGAUGCUGGUGUUCAUGUGAAAGAGGUCAGUCCCUCCACUGUGCAGACUUUUCUACGAGCAAAACCUCUCAAUGAUCCAACCCAAACAGAUGAGGAUUUGCCUUUACCCAUAAGUGCCACUUUGAUCAAAGAUGAGAAAAGAUGUUUAGAGCUCUUGAGUUUUUGUUUAAAAGAUUUCUCCUCAGAAAAGGUCACCCAGGACAAUGCCAGUUUGCUCGAACGGCUUCCGCUUCUUCUCACAAAAGAUAAAGUAUUGACAGUUUUCAACUCCCAGUCACCCAAGUGGAUAUCAGGAUAUGAAAAUCUCUUUUUUCACUACGAAGACAAAUUUGCAGACUAUCAGACAAACAAAGACCACAUUGAACUUCUUCAAAGUUUUGGAAUCAUCCAAAAAAUGACAUUGCCCUGCUCGGAGAAAUAUCUGAAAACAUUAAUUCAGCAUCUUCUUGAGAACUGUGAAGAUGAUCCACACAGUGGUCUUCAUGUCCCAAAUGACGAAAUGAUAAAGUGGCUGAAAUUACUUUGGAGGUUCGUAAUGAGUGAAAUUAAAGCACCAACAUCUAGAGAUGACGGGUCAAUUCUGACACUACGUGAUGUGAGGAAACUCUUCAGCGACUGCUAUAUUUUACCUGUUGUGUGUCCAAGGUUGAACAACAAGCACUUCCUGCAAACAAUGAAACACAUGUCAAGUGUUGUGUUUGCCUCACAGAAACACAAAGACAUAUCAGGCAUCCUCUUUAAACUUUAA